This is a messenger RNA of Phanerochaete carnosa HHB-10118-sp, 3246 nucleotides long. RefSeq lists its product as uncharacterized. The transcript has 11 exons. Bases 292 to 3213 code for a protein of 973 amino acids. NCBI's taxonomy places the organism in Eukaryota, Fungi, Basidiomycota, Agaricomycetes, Polyporales, Phanerochaetaceae. The record is from RefSeq and is a predicted model, not a curated record. Gene Ontology annotation, molecular function: hydrolase activity.
AUCCACCGCAAGAGCGGUUGCGGUACAGCGAGGGAAAUUUGUGUUAAGCUCACGUCCUCUCGCCAGAAGUCCCCGAAACUUACAGGAGUCGGCGAACAAUACUAGUACUUUACUAAAACCCUCUUACAUGCCAAGAGCUUAAGUCGGCGUCGGCGUGCAACUCAGUACCAUCACCAUAAACCUGUAUCCUGAUCUAUGAAUCCGCGUCGGGCACUCCGAAGACGCUAAAUAUCCUUCAAACUGCACCUCUAAGUACCUCCGUUCUGGCGCAGCACCCGAAUCUUCGACUCCAUGGUGAACUCCCUCACGCGCCAGGCCGGAAUACAGCUUGGACCACUGUUACUGGAAACCCUCAUUAAGCACUACUUCGACCGUCUAGUGAGGGAGGAUGAGUCACAAGGGCGGGUUAUGACGAAGCUAAGGCAAGAGGAGCUGCUGUACGACGAGGCAUUUAAUGUGGUUAAGACAUUCCUCGAGGCCUCCACCAAGCACACGGUUGAAGAGCUCCAGAAGUUCUCGAACACGCGUACGCCAUCGCCUCCCUCAGUGCAUGUCGUCCGGCUACUCGUGCCUAUGUCCUGCUGUGAUGAAGCCGCAAAGGUCCUCAUCCAGGCCUUCGGUGGCGAGGAGAUGACUAAGAAGGUCGUUGGCGGCACCAAGUGGUGGCAAGUGCGCGGCGUCAAGGGGGUGGACGCAGAGUGGAUUGUUGCGAAAAAAGACUGGAAAGAGGCAAAACGGCGAUACAAGAUGGCUCAAGAGAAGGAGCGGCAGAGCUCAGACGAACCCAGUCGCACUCCGUCCAUUGCACCCGACUCCUCUUCGCAGCAGCAGCAGCAGCAGAACGGCGUGCCCUCAGAUGCUGGUCCGUACUAUCAGCCCGAGAUGGAUGAGAUGCGUUGUAUAUUGUAUGCGCAUGGAGGCGGCUACUAUUUUGGCAGUGUUGACCAAGAAAGGUAUUCCAUCCAGCGAUAUGCGAGGAAGAUCAGCGGUCGCGUAUUCGCUAUGAAUUAUAGGCUAGCACCACAGUACCCUUUCCCAUGCGCUCUGCAAGACCUCAUCGCGGCAUAUCUGUUCUUGAUCCAUCCUCCCGAGGAUGCUUCGCAUCAGCCAGUUAAUCCGGCUCAUUUGGUGGUCGCAGGGGACUCUGCUGGAGGAGGCCUUACCCUCGCGUUGCUACAGGUCAUCCGCGACUGUGGGCUGCCUAUGCCGGCCGGCGGAGUGCUUGUUUCGCCGUGGAGCGAUCUGACGCACUCGUUCCCCAGUAUCCAUACGAACACAGCAACGGACGUUCUUCCGCCGUAUGGGCUUUCCUUCUACAAACCGAGCACGCUAUGGCCACCGCCACCAGACGAGCUGAACACAGCAGUUCGCGAGCGCCUGCGGACGCGCAUCCGCCAAGCAGUCUCUCUCCGACCUAAAGAUAAAGAAGCCCACCCCAGUUCCACCCGAAGCAAACCAGUCACCGCGCCUCUUGAGGGCAGCCACGACCUUCAUCUUCCAGACACGGGACGGAUGCUGCACCUUGGUUCCACUGCAUCCCUACCAACGAUCCAGUCGGGAUACAAGGAUCAGGCCGUCACUUGUGUUACAAAGGACGGCGAAACCUUGACGAUUGACCAUCAGAUUCACUUGUAUGCCCCGAACUACUUACUGACUCAUCCUUUGGUCAGUCCAGCGGUGUCGUAUCUUGGUGGAUUGUGCCCACUGCUCGUUAUUGCUGGGGAUGCGGAAGUCCUGAGAGACGAAAUCAUCUAUGUGGCACAUAAGGCCACUUAUCCCGACAAAUACCAUGUCAAACAGGAAGCAAGGGAUUUGUACCCGGCGUUAAAUGAUAUCGAGGGGAAGUACGGGCCUACGCUAGUACAUCUCCAAGUCUACGAUGAUGCUGCUCACAUCCUCCCUAUUCUCUUUUCUUUCACAACACCCGCGAAAUACUGCUUCAGGGCUAUAGCCACAUUUAUUCGCCAUGUGACGGGCAUGCUCCCUACCAGUAUAUCCGAUUCAAUAGGCGACAUUCCCGUCACACUUUCCCCACCGACGAGCCCUGGCGUGCCAGCAACUCCCGAAGAUCAGCUCUCCAUUCCAGACGAAGUGCGGCUACCACGCGCUUCGCCCAACCUUGACGUACGCUCGUUACCGGCGUCGCGGACCCCGAGUCCCCGUGCGCGGGGCGCGUCACUCUUCGUGCUCACCAAGAGGUCGGUCGACGACUCUGCCGGAACGUCGCGCAAGAUGUCGCUACGUCGGGCAUUCAGCACGCACGUCUCUCGUGCAGGUGUCAUGUUCAAGAGCAGCUCUGCACAUCCGGCUCAACCGGCAUCGGCAUUGGAUGUAUCACUCUCCUCCCCAACACGAUCCCGCCAGUCGACGUCGCCUGCGCCGUCAGGCGACAGGGCUACCAAUGGUAGUGGGGAGCCUGGAGAUGUUGCUGGGCCGAGGUUCUAUGGCUCUGGUAUGAAGGAGUGUGAAGACGGUGAGAGAAGAGCGGGUGAGGCGGUGGUAUAUCAGAACGGACUUGAAACUAUGAUCCGCGAACGGGUCUCCACCCACGGCAUCAUCCGUCCGCUCGAGCCUGAGAGCGAGCUUUCUGCCUUCUCACUUCCCCCAGAACUGAUCGGCGUUGUGUCCGAGCUCGCGAUGCGGCGAUACCAGGACGCAAAGGCCAAGUUCGAUAAGAAGUUCUCGAGCACGGUGAAGACGAUCGAAAAGCACCGGCGGCGGAACCUGGACAUCGCGCACAAGAACGCGGUGCGGAACAUGAGCCAGCUGCAGCUCUACGUCGACAAGGACGUACAUGGCGGCGGCGAGCGCGCAACAUUCAAGGGUAUCAAGGAGGCGCUCAAGACGAGCGGGAGCUGGAGCUGGGCGUGGGCGCUCGACGCGGACGAGCGGCCGCCGCCAAGCAGCAUCGUCGCACGGCGCGACACGGACGAGGCGGUUGAGCUCGCGAGAAUUGCGGACCAGGCCGUGCUCGCCGAUGAGGAUGUCAUCGUUAGCGGGAACAACCUGUGGCAGCUGAUGGUCAACUUCUUGACGACGUCGCCGGAGAAGAAGAGGGGCAAGUUCCACGACACCGACCACUCCCUGAGUGAUAGCAGGAAGUCGAAAGAGGAGAGAAUACGCUCGCGGUUUGCGCAGCUUGUGUCGGACCACAAAAAGCAUGCCAAGAUAAGCAGUCCGUCGGCACCAGAAGCCUCGAAGCAUUCAAGUUAGAUGACGCGCUGGGCUGCUCCAAGUCUGGACUAA